Molecule: messenger RNA, 2134 nt
Organism: Gorilla gorilla gorilla (western lowland gorilla)
Lineage: Eukaryota; Metazoa; Chordata; Mammalia; Primates; Hominidae
Gene: TKT
Product: transketolase
Exons: 14
Coding region: 155-2026 (623 amino acids)
Biological process (GO): pentose-phosphate shunt, non-oxidative branch
Cellular component (GO): extracellular exosome; endoplasmic reticulum membrane
Molecular function (GO): thiamine pyrophosphate binding; transketolase activity
Source: RefSeq, a predicted model, not a curated record
UCCCCCUGCCCCGCCUCUCCCAUCCCCGCCCCGCCCCGCCCGGCGACUUAACGCGCCCCCGCCCGGCGCCCGGCCUCGGCAGCCGCCUGUCGCCGCGGGAGCAGCGGCUAUCUCUGUGUGUCCGCGUGUGCGCCCGGUCCCCGCCUGCCGCACCAUGGAGGGCUACCACAAGCCUGACCAGCAGAAGCUGCAGGCCUUGAAGGACACGGCCAACCGCCUGCGUAUCAGCUCCAUCCAGGCCACCACUGCGGCGGGCUCUGGCCACCCCACGUCAUGCUGCAGCGCCGCAGAGAUCAUGGCUGUCCUCUUUUUCCACACCAUGCGCUACAAGUCCCAGGACCCCCGGAAUCCGCACAAUGACCGCUUUGUGCUCUCCAAGGGCCAUGCAGCUCCCAUCCUCUACGCGGUCUGGGCUGAAGCUGGCUUCCUGGCCGAGGCGGAGCUGCUGAACCUGAGGAAGAUCAGCUCCGACUUGGACGGGCACCCGGUCCCGAAACAAGCUUUCACCGAUGUGGCCACUGGCUCCCUGGGCCAGGGCCUCGGGGCCGCUUGUGGGAUGGCCUACACCGGCAAAUACUUCGACAAGGCCAGCUACCGAGUCUAUUGCUUGCUGGGAGACGGGGAGCUGUCAGAGGGCUCCGUAUGGGAGGCCAUGGCCUUCGCCAGCAUCUAUAAGCUGGACAACCUCGUGGCCAUUCUAGACAUCAAUCGCCUGGGCCAGAGUGACCCGGCCCCGCUGCAGCACCAGAUGGACAUCUACCAGAAGCGGUGCGAGGCCUUCGGUUGGCAUGCCAUCAUCGUGGAUGGACACAGCGUGGAGGAGCUGUGCAAGGCCUUUGGCCAGGCCAAGCACCAGCCAACAGCCAUCAUUGCCAAGACCUUCAAGGGCCGAGGGAUCACGGGGGUAGAAGAUAAGGAGUCUUGGCAUGGGAAGCCCCUCCCCAAAAACAUGGCUGAGCAGAUCAUCCAGGAGAUCUACAGCCAGAUCCAGAGCAAAAAGAAGAUCCUGGCAACCCCUCCACAGGAGGACGCACCCUCGGUGGACAUUGCCAACAUCCGCAUGCCCAGCCUGCCCAGCUACAAAGUUGGGGACAAGAUAGCCACCCGCAAGGCCUACGGGCAGGCACUGGCCAAGCUGGGCCAUGCCAGUGACCGCAUCAUCGCCCUGGAUGGGGACACCAAAAAUUCCACCUUCUCGGAGAUCUUCAAAAAGGAGCACCCGGACCGCUUCAUCGAGUGCUACAUUGCCGAGCAGAACAUGGUGAGCAUCGCGGUGGGCUGUGCCACCCGCAACAGGACGGUGCCCUUCUGCAGCACUUUUGCAGCCUUCUUCACGCGGGCCUUUGACCAGAUUCGCAUGGCCGCCAUCUCCGAGAGCAACAUCAACCUCUGCGGCUCCCACUGCGGCGUUUCCAUCGGGGAAGACGGGCCCUCCCAGAUGGCCCUGGAAGAUCUGGCUAUGUUUCGGUCAGUCCCCACAUCAACUGUCUUUUACCCAAGUGAUGGCGUUGCUACAGAGAAGGCAGUGGAACUAGCCGCCAAUACAAAGGGUAUCUGCUUCAUCCGGACCAGCCGCCCAGAAAAUGCCAUCAUCUAUAACAACAAUGAGGACUUCCAGGUCGGACAAGCCAAGGUGGUCCUGAAGAGCAAGGAUGACCAGGUGACCGUUAUCGGGGCUGGGGUGACCCUGCACGAGGCCUUGGCCGCUGCCGAACUGCUGAAGAAAGAAAAGAUCAACAUCCGCGUGCUGGACCCCUUCACCAUCAAGCCCCUGGACAGAAAACUCAUUCUCGACAGCGCUCGUGCCACCAAGGGCAGGAUCGUCACCGUGGAGGACCAUUAUUAUGAAGGUGGCAUUGGUGAGGCUGUGUCCAGUGCAGUAGUGGGCGAGCCUGGCAUCACUGUCACCCACCUGGCAGUUAACCGGGUACCAAGAAGUGGGAAGCCGGCUGAGCUGCUGAAGAUGUUCGGUAUCGACAAGGAUGCCAUUGCACAAGCUGUGAGGGGCCUCAUCACCAAGGCCUAGGGCGGGUAUGAAGUGUGGGGCGGGGGUCUAUACAUUCCUGAGAUUCUGGGAAAGGUGCUCAAAGAUGUACUGAGAGGAGGGGUAAAUAUAUGUUUUGAGAAAAAUGAA